UAUUUGCUCGAAGGACGGUCCAGGAUCCGAUGCAUUCCUGGCGCAAGCAUAGCCAACCGUUUCAGUGUUCAGUGCGCUGUAAAUAGCUGCCGGCAGGAUACCCGUUACCCGUUUGCUUCCCACUUUCUAUAUAUAUUGGUUGUGUGAAACUGCAGCACAACAAAAGCUCACACUGGAGUUCACUUGAAGUAUCAUUGGAUGACCGCUUUGUUGGCGACGAGUGUGUGUAAAAGUGGAAAAUAAUGAAUAAUAUAGUAUAAGUGGUUGGAAAUUACUUUGUUCUCAUAAGUGUAUGCACUCAAAUCGAAGUUAAUAUUGAAUAAGGUACGAGCGUGAAAAAAUCGAAAGGGAAGGAUUUGAAAAAAUCAAAACGUGCACUAUAGUGAACAUCGGAGCAACAGGUGAAUAAUUCAAUAAAUGACUCUAACGAACAUUCGCCCCCUGGCGAAAAUUGAGAUAAUAUAAUAAUAUGCAUUCAAUGCAUAGUUAAAUGACUUAACAGCAUCCGUGUCGGUUUCCUAGUGACACUACGUACAUUUGGAAAGCAUCCAAGCUCAAACGGAUCAAACGGAAGCUGUUGUUUCUAGCUCCCGAUACCUUCCCAUCCACAUACCUCUCCGCUCUCGUAUGAUAAUUAUUGAACAUUCCGUUAGUAUCAAUUUUCCAUUCCUGAACCGGUAGUUGGUGGUACGAAAAGUGUGUCGAUAAGGUUGUAGCAAAUUUUCCACCACCCACACCAAAAUUUCCAUCCAGGAGAAGAAAACCAAAAUCAAGAUAGUGCUCGGGGAGGUUAAGUGUACAUUACAUAGAGAAGAGCUGUUUCUACGGGAUUACGGAAGAUAAAGACGACGACAACGACGAAGAAGCUGUUCGCGACACAGAGACGACGCCUGUUACGAGGUGCAUUUCCGCAGCAUUGAACAAACGAUGACGUGCAGUCAUCCUUCCUGGUAAUCCGUUUGAUGGCAACCGAAGAACCGUAUCUCCUGUGACGCAAACUAACUACGACAAACUAUUCCCUCACAUAGUUAGAGUCAUAGAUCCCAAUCUGCCACGUUCUGCCACCACCAUGAGCGGCGCGCCCUUUACGGUCCAGUAUUCGGACUAUUUCAACAAAUCCUGGCGGAACGAGUCGGGACUGGUGUUGUCUGCAAAUGGAAGUUCACCGCCUUCGCUCGCUCCGGGCUACUUGUACAACGAGACAUAUGAAAUCUAUGCACCCAGCUAUCCGUACGUGUCUUCGACGGAGGAACAGAACUACAUCGACCAUCUUACGGAGUGGAUGAAGAAUGGGUCGAAUCACACCUACUACGGAGAAUGCUCCAACACCGGCUAUCUGCCGAGUUUGUACUUUGAAAUCACCAGCUACUUCCUGUACGUGCUGAUUUUCGUGACGGCCGUGAUCGGAAACUCGAUAGUGCUGUUCAUUGUGCAGUCGAAUCCACGGAUGCGUACCGUCACGAAUUACUUCAUCACCAAUUUGGCCGUCGGAGACCUGAUGAUGACGUUGUUCUGCGUGCCGUUUACGUUCAUAUCGAUGUUUGUGCUGCAGUAUUGGCCCUUUGGGCUGGGGAUGUGCCGUCUGGUGAAUUACACCCAAGCCGUAUCGGUGCUGGUUAGUGCUUAUACGCUGGUGGCGAUCAGUGGGGAUCGGUAUAUAGCUAUUAUGUGGCCACUGAAGCCGAGGAUAACGAAGACCUGCUCCAAGGUGCUGAUAGGAGUUGUGUGGGUCAUAGCGCUCAUUACGGCAGCUCCAAUUGCUAUCUUCUCAACGCUUGACAUGCCGUCAAAGUGGCAUGCCGUAUGUGAUCUCCCAAUCUGCAAGGAAAUUUGGCCCUCGAAGGAACAGGAGAGCUACUACACGACGACGCUUCUGAUGACGCAGUUCGUGAUACCGCUCCUGGUGCUGAUCUACACCUACACCCGCAUCGCGAUAGUGGUCUGGGGCAAAAGGCCCCCCGGCGAGGCGGAAAAUUCCCGAGACCAGCGGAUGGCCAAGUCGAAACGAAAGAUGAUCAAAAUGAUGGUAACGGUCGUCAUAGUGUUCACCAUCUGCUGGCUACCUUUCAACUUUCUGAUGAUCGUCAACGUGGACGACAGCUGGGACCUGCUGCCGUACGUGUGGUCCGCCUUCCACUGGCUAGCCAUGUCGCACAGCUGCUACAAUCCGAUCAUCUACUGCUACAUGAACGCCCGCUUCCGGUCCGGAUUCAUCCUGGUGCUGCACGGCGUCCCGGGACUGCAGCAACUGUGCUGCUGCAUCCGGCACAAGCAAAGCCAACUGGCACGUAAUGUUGGUUCCAGCGUGGCCCUCGCCGGAAUCGAUGAAGUAUCGCAUCUGCAUCGAGUUAACACAUGCACCACAUACAUAAGCACCCGGCGGAAGACCAAUCUUAACUUGCACCAACAGGUUCAAUCGACGGAAACGUCCCUGCUACGGUGAUACAACAACCACGGCCAAAGCUACUGAGUACCGGCCACCGUAGUCGUCGGGGAAGCCGACCGCAAAGUUGAACGACCGUUGCUGUUGUUGAACGGAAGCCGGCAGCAGCGAGAAUCGAGACCAACAUCAACUGCGGCAUCGGUGACCAUUGCGACGACGGCUUUCGAGGAUGGAGGCGACUGCAGCUCGAAGGAACGACCGCCGAAUCCGCGUUGAGGGACGGUCGCAUUCGUUGAACAGAUUGUUCCGCUUAAAGACACGUGGAGCAGCAUCACGUCCAGAAUCGACGCACGGUUUGUCAGAUACCGUAUAUGUGAAUAAGAGAAACGUAAUUGUAUAGACAGAUAACGAUAGGAGAAAUGUGAAAAAAAUCCACCACCUGAGAGGAAACACGGCAAA
This is a messenger RNA of Aedes aegypti (yellow fever mosquito), 2842 nucleotides long. Its product is annotated as RYamide receptor. Gene Ontology annotation, cellular component: membrane. The record is from RefSeq and is a predicted model, not a curated record. Gene Ontology annotation, molecular function: neuropeptide Y receptor activity. The transcript has 8 exons. Bases 1070 to 2443 code for a protein of 457 amino acids. NCBI's taxonomy places the organism in Eukaryota, Metazoa, Arthropoda, Insecta, Diptera, Culicidae. Gene Ontology annotation, biological process: neuropeptide signaling pathway.